AACGAGCAUUUUAUGAUCUGACGAACCUAAAUAACCCAGUCGGAUUCGUUGAAAGUAUAUUUGUCGACAUCUUUGAUAGUACAAGAAGGCAGCAUCAUAGUUGCAAGCGUUACCCUGGUGGAGGUCAUACAUUAAAACGCGAAGACGCCAAAUCAGAAAAAAGUCAGGAUGUCUGGAGAGCUGUCCCGUGACAUAAACAUCAAGGAGCCACGAUGGGACCAGGGCAGCUUUAUGGGACGUGCCAAGCACUUCUUCAUGAUCACAGAUCCCAGGAACAUCUUGUUGUCUUCUGAAACUCUGGAAGAGGCCAGAGUGAUUGUGCACAACUAUAGGGCAGGGAUUGUGAAGCCUGGCCUCACGGAGGAUGAACUCUGGAGAGCAAAGUACAUCUAUGAUUCUGCUUUUCAUCCGGACACCGGGGAGAAAAUGUUUGUGAUUGGUCGAAUGUCUGCACAGGUGCCAAUGAAUAUGUCAAUCACUGGCUGCAUGCUCACCUUCUACAGGACUACGCCGGCAGUGGUGUUUUGGCAGUGGGUGAACCAGUCCUUUAAUGCUGUGGUCAACUACACCAACCGCAGUGGAGAUGCCCCCAUCACCGUGAAUCAACUGGGCGCAGCCUAUGUCAGUGCUACGACUGGAGCUGUCGUCACUGCUCUGGGGCUCAAGUCUCUCACUACGCGACUCCCUGCAAUCAUCAGCCGGUUUGUCCCUUUUGCUGCUGUGGCUGCUGCAAACUGUAUCAACAUCCCCUUCAUGAGACAGAGGGAGUUGAAGUAUGGUAUCCCUGUGACGGAUGAAAAUGGAAACCGGUUAGGAGAAUCUGCCAACGCUGCCAAGCAGGCCAUCGUGCAGGUGGUGAUAUCAAGGAUCGGCAUGGCGAUGCCAGCCAUGGCUAUUCCACCUGUUAUAAUGGAUUCUCUAGAAAAGAGAGCAUUUCUGAAGCGGUUCCCUGUCCUAAAUGCUCCAAUCCAGGUUGGACUCGUUGGUCUGUGCCUGGUAUUUGCGACUCCAUUGUGCUGCGCCCUGUUUCCUCAGAAGAGUUCUAUGAGUGUGACCAGGCUGGAAGCAGAUCUGCAGGAGAGGAUACGACAGACCAGUCCACAGAUCACCACUGUUUUCUUCAACAAGGGCCUAUAGAACCAGCUAACACACACACACACACAGAGUACUGUGCGCACAAGUGGGUUGUCAAACAACUAUUUAUGCAUAUUUGUUUUGUGUCUAGGUUUAUGUUUUAAUUGGCUGCUCCAAAUGUAACAAUGGAAGGUGUUGACUAUU
This is a messenger RNA of Thalassophryne amazonica, 1278 nucleotides long. RefSeq names its product sideroflexin 3 (gene sfxn3). Bases 169 to 1137 code for a protein of 322 amino acids. Gene Ontology annotation, biological process: serine import into mitochondrion; monoatomic ion transport. Gene Ontology annotation, cellular component: mitochondrial inner membrane. Lineage: Eukaryota; Metazoa; Chordata; Actinopteri; Batrachoidiformes; Batrachoididae. Gene Ontology annotation, molecular function: monoatomic ion transmembrane transporter activity. The record is from RefSeq and is a predicted model, not a curated record. The transcript has 11 exons.